Molecule: messenger RNA, 6186 nt
Organism: Megalobrama amblycephala (Wuchang bream)
Lineage: Eukaryota; Metazoa; Chordata; Actinopteri; Cypriniformes; Xenocyprididae
Gene: chl1a
Product: cell adhesion molecule L1-like a
Exons: 34
Coding region: 280-4362 (1360 amino acids)
Biological process (GO): axon guidance; cell-cell adhesion
Cellular component (GO): plasma membrane; axon
Molecular function (GO): protein binding
Source: RefSeq, a predicted model, not a curated record
CUGGUAUUACUGGUUCUAGCUUUCCUGUGAGUUGUCAGAGGUCUGGAUUAAUGUACAUGAGUGUUUGUGUUCCAGUGAGUGAGUUCAAGCUUGUUUGAUCUCAGUGUUUUGGUGCAGGUGAGAGGGACAGUAGCGUGAGAGGAGGAGAGUGUCUGAAGUCAUUUAUGUCUCUUUAGAUCUUUUCCUUGGAGGAGUCAGUGAAGAGCUCUUGCUAAAAGAACAACUUACCAAGGGUGUUUUCGGCGUUUCCUUCACCUUUGUCCUUAUCUGCUGGCUGGGAUGAGGGGGCUCAGGAGCCUAAGUGUCGGGCUCCUGUCGGCCUUCUUCUCUACUACCUUUGGUCUUUAUUUCCCUCCUCACGUGGAGCAGCUGCCGACCAUCACCGCUCAGACCUCGGGCUCUCUCAUUACCUUGCCAUUUGAUGAGAAGUUCCUGUUCAAGUGUGAAGCCAAAGGCAACCCAAGACCUACGUACCGCUGGACAAAAGAUGGGAUGGAUUUUGACCCACAUAAAGACCCUCGGCUCAUUAAAGAAGAAAGUAGUGGGACUUUUGUGAUACCAAACAAUAAAGAUAUAGCGAAAUACCAGGGAAAAUACAGAUGUUAUGCCUCAAACAAACUUGGAACUGCAAUAUCAGAGGAAGUAGAAUUCAUUGUGCCUAUGUUACCCAAGUUUCCCAAAGAGAAGACAGAGCCAGUGGUGGUCACAGAGGGUGAUUCAGUGGUUUUGGAGUGUAACCCGCCACAAGGGACUCCACCAUGGCAGCUGUACUGGAUGACCAAUGAUCUUCAUCACAUUGAGCAAAAUGAGAGGGUGUCCAUGGGCCUCGAUGGGAAUCUGUACUUCUCUAAUACACUGGUGUCAGACAGCCAUGAUGACUACUGCUGUUUUGCCUCCUUUUUCAAGAUACGCACAAUUGUUCAGAAACCCCGCAUGGUCCUGAGGGUCAAGCCAAUAAAUUCAACCCAAGGCGAUGAUGGCAUCAGGAGUGUUCAGAAGAGGAAGCCGAAAAUGUUGGUUCCCUACAGUCAUUCAACGACUUACCUAAAAAAGGGAGACGAGCUGGAGCUGGAGUGUAUCGCAGAAGGACUGCCUACACCAGAGGUAGAAUGGAUCAAGAUGUUGGAUGAUUUACCAAAGCGCUCACAUAUCAAAAACUUUGGAAAGCUUCUGACUAUACCUGCUGUCACAGAACUGGAUGAAGGGAAAUACAUGUGCAAAGCCAAGAAUGAUCUUGGUGAAGCUGUGCAUCAUUUCAACGUUGUUGUGGAAGAGCCGCCCAGCUGGCAGGAGGAGCCAGUGAAGAGUCAGUUAGCAGAAAUUGGAUCUGACAUCCACAUCAAGUGUUCUGCUACAGGAAAACCACAACCCACAAUCACCUGGAAGAGAAACGGCCAGCCCCUUGAUGAUUUCCCUUCUACCAAUCACAAAGUGCUUGAUAACAGAAUAAUCAUACUCGGAGCGGAGCAGAGAGACACUGCAGUGUACCAGUGCGAGGCCUCCAACAAACACGGGACCCUACUUGCCAAUACUAACGUGCUUGUCAUGAAUCAUCCUCCUUUGAUUCUGACGCAGAAUUAUCUGGAGUACGCAACCAUGUUAGGCAAGAGUUUGAUGAUGGACUGCAAAGUCUUUAGCUCACCACCUGCCACCCUUAACUGGAGAAGAGAAGACCCCGAGGGCUCUGUAGAUGGAGAGAGAUAUUCUCUCCUGAAGAAUGGCUCCCUACAGAUUCACAAAGUGGAGAUGGAAGAUAUGGGCCAGUACAAAUGUUUGGCGAGCAACUCCGAGGGCACCGCCAGCAUCACCACUGAACUUUUCAUUAAAGAUUCAACUAGGAUUGUAGAAGCUCCUCAAGACAUGAAGGUCAAAAGAGGAUCAAAUGCCGAGCUGGAGUGCCAGGUGGAGUGCGACCCUACCCUCAGAAGAGAGCUGGAGAUCUUGUGGCUGAAAGAUGAGAUAAAUAUCCUCUCCAACUUCUCAGAAAGAUAUUUCACAGAUGAUGGAAUUCUCCAGAUUGUCAAUGUGAGCAACAGCGAUCAAGGGAAUUACACCUGCAUUGUUCGAACAUCACUGGACCAAGAUACAGCUUCUGCAUACAUAACCGUGUUAGACGUCCCUGAUCCACCGGUUCAACUGACGCUCACUGAUCUGAAAGACCGCAGCGUGAGGGUCAACUGGGCAGCCGCCAGUGAUCAUAACAGUCCCAUAACAGAGUUCAUAAUCCAGUAUGAAGAGAACCACUGGGACCCACGGCAGUGGAAGGAGCUUCUACGAGUGGCUAGCAGCCAGUUCUCAGCCCCCUUGACGCUCUACGGCCACAUUAACUACCAGUUCAGAGUCAUCGCUGUCAAUGCUAUAGGGAGAAGCCGUCCCAGCAUGCCCUCUGAAAGAUAUAAGACACCUCCUUGUGCUCCCGACAGGAACCCAGACAACAUUAAGAUUGAGGGUCACCUGCCACAUCAGAUGGACAUCAGCUGGGAGCCGCUCUUGCCUGUGGAGCACAACGGUCCCGGUCUGGAAUAUAAACUGAGCUACAGGCUCUUGGGUGUCGAGGACAGUUGGAAAGAACAGAUGGUGAAGAGACACACAUUUGUGGUGCGAGACACCCCAACGUUCGUCCCCUACGAGGUCAAGAUCCAGGCCUUCAACCUCCAUGGGUGGGCACCAGAGCCCAGAGUGGUGACUGGUUAUUCCGGGGAAGAUCUGCCCUUGGCACCUCCUGAGGACGUAUCUGUUGAGGUGUUGAACUCUACACUGCUGAGGGUCAGCUGGUCACCAGUGCCUCAAACCACCCUGAGGGGACAUCUUGGAGGAUACACUGUGCACUGGUGGCAAACUCAAAGUCUGUUGACCUCUAAGAGAAUUCCCUCAGAGAGACAGUCUCUCACCAUCCCUGGAAACAGGAGUCACACCAUGGUGCUGGGACUGAAGCCAUUCUCUGAAUAUAGCCUGACUGUCAACGUCUUUAACCGGAGAGGGAAUGGGCCCAGCAGCAGUCCCAUCUCUUUCACAACUCCACAGGGAGUUCCUGAGAAACCUCCCAUCCUGAGAGCCACAAACUUCCAGAAAAACUCAAUCACAUUGGUGUGGGCUCCUCCGCACAAAACUAACGGCUUUCUCACGGGAUACUUGCUGCAAUACCAGACAGUUAAUGAUACUCUGGGUGAGCUGAACUCUGUGAACAUCACUGCACCAGAUACGACACAGUGGGUCUUGCAUGAUCUACGGGAAGAGAACUCGUACGAGUUCUACCUGAGAGCGUGUACGCAGGUGGGCUGCGGGUCAGCCAUCAGUGAGGAAGGAAGCACCAUCCCUGAAGCAUUUACUAUGCCCGAACAUUCACUUCCUGAAGUUUCUACAGUCUCAGCUGAGACUUCGACAGAGAGCUUUACUAUACCCGAACAUUCACUUCCUGAAGUUUCCACAGUCUCAGCUGAGACUUCGACAGAGAGCUUUACUAUACCCGAACAUUCACUUCCUGAAGUUUCUACAGUCUCAGCUGAGACUUCGACAGAGAGCUUUACUAUACCCGAACAUUCAUUUCCUGAAGUUUCCACAGUCUCAGCUGAGACUUCGACAGAGAGCUAUGAACUGUCAACAUCUGAAGUGACAUCAUCUGAGUUGAAGCAACCUUUCUCUUUCACCUCACCUAAUACAGACACUCCUUCUGUAAAUGCCACCUUUCCUACCUUAGUUGUUCACAACAUAUCCACCUUUGUAAGUGACACCUCUGCAAGAAUCAGCUGGAGAACCAGUGGAGAGCGGUCUGAUUUACAGCUCUAUGUUACAAUAAUGAAUCACCGUGAUGGUAUCUGGCAGCUUUCAGAGGCUUUAAAUACAUCUAAAGGUUUCCACGUCAUUGAAGGGCUCAGUCCAGGAACUGUGUACACAGUCCGGCUGCAGGCUUCACGCAGGGUUGAUGUCCCUAGCAUUUUUGAAGAGGUUUUCAAGACUAGGAAAGUGUCUAGUAAACAAGCGGGGGGAACUCAGGAGUGGUUUGUGGGUAUGAUGUGCGCAGUGGCUUUACUAACUCUGCUUGUCCUCAUCGGCUGUUUCGUGCUGAAGAACAAAGGCGGCAAGUAUGCAGUGAAGGAAAAGGAGGAUUCUCCUGCUGAUCCGGAAUCUCACGGCAUGGGUGAAGAAACCCCUGGCGAGUACAGUGACAAUGAUGAGAAGCCGCUGAAGAGCAGCCAACAAUUGUUCAGAGACAAAGAGGAUGAUAGCAGUGAGGACUGCUCUAUGACAUCAGAGGACGAGGACUGCGAGUUCAACGAAGACGGGUCGUUUAUUGGCGAGUAUUCGGGAUACAAGCGCAGGGAGUCAACGGAGGUGAAUGGACACGCCCCUGUAACUUCCUAAUGCUGGUUCAAUCUUAUGAACUUUUAUACCGUUUUAACAGGGAGAAGGAAAUGUUUGUUUGUAUGAUGUGCCUUGAAUGUGCCUAUGUUUUGUAAGAGUUUUGCACAAAUAGCCACUUCUUUACAGUAUUAAUAUGAAGGGUGAUGACAGUUUAUAGUUCAGCACAACAUGAAAAUUAUGCCAUUAUUUACAGUACUCAUCGCUGUGUUGUUUCAAACUCAAAUAAUGACUUUCUGAGACGUUUAGCAGAUUAUUCAAGAUGCUCUUUCCAUACAAAAAUUAAAAAGUAAAUGGUGACCAGGGGCGGCAAAGCUCCAAACAUAUGACUCAUUAGCUAUAUUCAAAAAGCCUUUCAUAUGAUAUGAAAUUUAAGUCAUUACUUGCUGAUAAUCUGCUGCAAUUCUCAAAUUCUCAUUCACAUUUGUGCCAUAUUUGAAUAUGUGCAAAUGUGAAUGAGAUUUGUGAAUUGCAGCAGAUACCAUGUUGGUAUGGGUAGAUUUAAGGGUGGGUUACAGUACACCUUAACCCACCCUUAAAUCUACCCAUACCACUAAAUCUGUCCUAACCUUACCCACCUCAAUAGCAGCACAAGUGUUUUCACAAUGAACAUGAACACAAUAAGUAUACAUUGCACAUUUAUUAUUAUUUAUGUAAAUACAUGGUAAAAUACAUGGCACAUAAAAGACACAUAAUAUAAAGUGUGACCUGAAACAUUAUUUGCAGGUUGGCCCACCAACAAAACAAACAGGUUUGUGCACCUUAGAAUUAAUGUGGAUUACACGUUUAUGGUCGGAUUAGAAAACGCUUUCACUUUUUCUGCUGAAGAAAAAUAAAUAAUUCAUGGCCUGUCACAAAACUGAUAUCUUGACAGCACAAUUUUCGGUUACAUGUUCGCUUGUGUGGGCAAUCACGUAACCUCUCUGCACGCCUCUCAGCAAGAUACUGACACAAUGAAACAAAACAAUUAUGUUCUGACUCUUCAGUAUAUCUACAAAAACAUAUUUCUGUUUAACAAUGUAUUUUAUUAAAACUGACAUUGGAGCUGCCAUGGGGAAAAAUUCUUAGAUAAAGGUCACCAUUGAGUGGUUAGAUACCAUAUAUUUAUAUAUUAUAUAUAAUAUGCAAAAAUAUGUUUUAGCGCAUGUAAGCUACCGCCAUAAGGGGGGUUUCGUUAUCAAUAACAUGCUAAGAUUGCUUUAUUAGCUUCUUGAAACUCUAAAGCUCAAGUAUGAUCAAGUCAGUAUACUUUUGGUGUCUUCAGCAAAUCUUUUACAUUUUUUAAUUAUGUUUUGCCUCCAAAAUGAGAUGAUACAACAAGAAGGGUUUGUGGAUCAUCAAAAUCCAUGUUUCUAAUAAUAUAUUAUGUCCAGGCCGCAAUCCAAUGUAAUGUCAAUCCAACUUCACAUAUUUAUCAUUAAUUUUCAAAAAAAAAAAAAAAAAAUGUUUUUGCUUUUUUUAUAAAAAGAAUAUUUAGUUGAGAGAUUUCACUGUAGAUAUGCUCUUCUGUUCUUGCACUGUACAUAUCUGUAGAUACUGUUUUGUUUGUUUUUGUAAGUUUUUCUUUCUGCAUUUUAGUUUUGUGCAUUUUAUUCUGCCUGAAAACGUUGCUUAUACUAAAGACUCAGGAGAUUUUUUGUUCCUUGCAAAAAUGUUCAUCUUUAUGAUAUCUUCAGACCUGAGAAAUGUUUACUCCCACGUUUUCUAUAUUUUGUAUUCAUGCACAAUACUAUGAAAUGUUGACUAUCAAGACACAUUUUGUUACACUGAACCUUCAGGUUUCACCACAGAAACACAUUGGACAAUAAAAAUGACUAUUAAACUGUU